Messenger RNA from Anolis carolinensis (green anole), 6444 nucleotides. RefSeq names its product MYB proto-oncogene like 1 (gene mybl1). Bases 294 to 2531 code for a protein of 745 amino acids. The transcript has 16 exons. Gene Ontology annotation, biological process: regulation of DNA-templated transcription. NCBI's taxonomy places the organism in Eukaryota, Metazoa, Chordata, Lepidosauria, Squamata, Anolidae. Gene Ontology annotation, cellular component: nucleus. Gene Ontology annotation, molecular function: RNA polymerase II cis-regulatory region sequence-specific DNA binding; DNA-binding transcription factor activity, RNA polymerase II-specific. The record is from RefSeq and is a predicted model, not a curated record.
AAACGGUGCCUCUGGAAAGAGGCUGGGCGCGAGAUUCGGCGGCAGGGACGAAAAAGGGAGGCAGCAGCAGCGAAGGAGGAGAGGCAGCAGGAGCAGGAAGAGGAGGAGGAGGAGGAGGCCUUGGGCGCUUUCGUCCCCUUCUCGCUGGGGCCAUGUUCUCCAGGCGGAGGUCCAGGCGAGGCCGAGGCUAAAAGCUGCCUUCUCCCGCUCUCCUUCCCUCCGCCAUUUCUUCAGCUCGGCCGGUGGUGACAGCCCCGCUUCCCUCCCCUGCCGCCUUAUGGUGCCCUCAAAGGAUGGCGAAGAGGCCGCGAAGUGAGGAAGACGAUGAAGACCUUCACUAUGCAGAUCAUGAUUAUGAAGUGCCACAACAAAAAGGAACAAAGAAGAUAUGUAAUAGAGUAAAAUGGACACGUGAUGAGGAUGAAAAGCUGAAGAAACUGGUAGAACAGCAUGGGACAGCUGACUGGACAUUUAUUGCUAGUCAUCUACAGAAUCGUUCUGAUUUUCAGUGUCAGCAUCGAUGGCAGAAAGUCCUCAAUCCAGAGCUUAUUAAAGGCCCCUGGACUAAGGAAGAAGAUCAGAGGGUUAUUGAGCUUGUUCAGAAAUAUGGUCCAAAGCGCUGGUCUUUGAUUGCAAAGCACUUAAAAGGUAGAAUAGGGAAGCAAUGUCGAGAGAGAUGGCACAAUCACCUUAAUCCUGAAGUAAAGAAAUCUUCAUGGACUGAGGAGGAGGACAGAAUCAUCUAUGAAGCUCACAAGCGAUUGGGAAAUCGGUGGGCUGAAAUUGCAAAAUUGCUUCCUGGAAGGACUGACAAUUCAAUAAAAAAUCAUUGGAACUCUACUAUGAGAAGAAAAGUUGAACAAGAAGGAUAUUUGCAAGAUGGAAUCAAGACAGAAAGACCUUGUUUAUCAAAAGGUCCACAUAAAGCAUGUUCGUCUACAGAGCAUCUUCAUGCCCACAACCAGUUCUACGUUCAGGUACAUAUCCCAGGGUACCAGUAUGUGUCAACAGAAAGCAACUGCAUAGACCAAAUGACAGCCUCUUCAGACUUCAUUCAGCAGCCAUUUGAUGAUGAUCCUGACAAAGAGAAAAAAAUAAAAGAACUUGAGCUGUUACUUAUGUCAGCUGAGAAUGAAAUCAGAAGAAAGAGAGUCUCAUAUCAAGGUGGACAUUUUUCUAACUGGUCUGGAAAUUUCAUUAUGGAAGACAACGUAUCAAAUGCCUUAAAUAGCCUUGGAGAGCAAACACAUGACUUUUACAAUUUGGAUGAUGCACAGGUUGCGACUGCACAGCAAAGCUCACCUACCAAAUAUUUGGCUGUAGAGGCAAAUGCAGUGUUAUCAUCUCUACAGACUAUUCCCGAAUUUGCAGAGACGCUAGAACUUAUUGAAUCUGAUCCUGUAGCAUGGAGUGAUGUCACCAGCUUUGACCUCUCGGAUACGACUACAUCUCCUGUCAAUCAAGCUCCAGUGAAACUGAUGCGAAUUCAACACAGUGAUGGGGCCAUGGAGUGCCAAUUCAAUGUCAGCGUGGUGCUCGAUGGCAAAAAAACAAGUGAUGAAGAUGAAUCUACGUUUCCAAGUGCUGUCAAAUUCAGUUCUCCUCCCACUAUUUUGCGCAAGAAAAAGAAACUCAAAGUUGGACAGUCAGUUGGUGAACAGAAUGAUGCUUUGACUAGUAGCAUUACAAGCACUGCACUAAAACAAACACCAGUGAAAACAUUACCCUUUUCUCCUUCACAGUUCUUCAACACUUGUUCUGGAAAUGACCAGUUUAACCUUGAAAAUCCUACAUUUACAUCAACACCAGUUUGUGGCCAAAAAGUUCUUAUUACAACACCUUUGCAUAGUAAAGAAAUGACACCCAAAGAUCAAAAGGAAAAUGCAGGUUUUAGGACACCUACUAUCAGGAGAUCUUUGCUAGGAACUACACCAAGAACACCUACUCCCUUUAAGAAUGCUUUAGCUGCCCAGGAAAAAAAGUAUGGUCCUCUGAAAAUAGUGUCUCAGCCACUUGCCUAUUUGGAGGAAGAUAUUAGGGAGGUUUUAAAGGAAGAAACUGGAACAGAUAUAUUCUUCAAGGAAGAGGAAGAUUCUGUUUAUAGGAGUUGCAAAUUAGAGAAUCCUUCUGCAAAGAAAGUCAGAAAGUCUUUGGUUUUGGAUCCCUGGGAAAAAGAAGAGUUUGAUUCCCAAUUUUUCACAGAAGACAAUGGUUCAGAUAUACAGUCAGAAAAUAUUUAUACAACAUCACUUCUAAUGAUUCCAUUUUUGGAAAUACAUGACAAUAGAGGAAAUAUGACUCCAGAGAAACAGGAUUCCAAUUCCACAAAGCUGAAUGUAGCAAUGAAAAAAAGGCUGAAUACUUGCACUUCAAAAAAUGUCAAAUCAGAAAAAAUACUUCAGGCAAAUUGUGAAUGGGAAGCCGUUGUUUAUGGGAAGACUGAAGAUCAGCUCAUUAUGACUGAGCAAGCAAGACGAUAUCUGAGCACCUAUAUGGCUACUGGCAACACUUCAAGGGCUCUGAUUUUGUGAUUGCGUCAAAACAUUUCAAAAUGGACUUUAUGCUGAAAAGCUUGUUUCAGCAAUAUAUGUACUGACAGAUUUUAUUUAUUCUUUUUUUAAGAUUUGAAACUGCCUUAUAAGGCAAAACUUAGGUCUUUUUUAAUGUUAUGCAUCCAUCUUUUUAAAGUGAAAUUUGAACAGUCUUUUAAAAAGACUACUCUAAAGAAUAACUAUUUUUUCUAUCAACCAAUUUUUGUUCUUUAAUAUAUACUUCUACUCUCCUUCAAAAUAAUAUUUUAAUGUAGCCUAGGUUUACAGGUACUUUAUUAUCUAUCUAUGAAAGGAAACCAUACAUGACUCCUUGAAUAUGCUUUUACUUAAAUGUUGAUUUAUGUAGCAUUUUUUUAAACACAAAAGAGAGGAAACUAAAGGAAAAAUAGAAGGUUGCACUACUAGUAGUAGGUAUGCUGCACAAAAUUAACUACAGUGUUAAAUGUAUUUAUUUGAGAAUGGUACUUCUAAGAAGAGUAGACAAAGGGAUUGUUGAUUUUUUUUUAUUAGGGUAAAGCAUCAGUAUUAGUAAAUCUCAAACCAAGACUAUUGUUGAAUGUAUUGUACAGCAUGUAAGAGCAAGAAAGCUUUUGUAAAUUGGAAAGUAGUUUAAUUUAUUUUCACUGUAAAGCUUAAGGCUGCAAUCUCUCUAAUUGCCUGCAUAUUUUUGCUGUUUUGCAAAACAACAUGAACCUGGGAGGUAGCUGUAGCAAAUUUUAUUUUGCUUGUAGAAGGUAGAAAAGGGACAUGCUUACAUCUCAGAAACAAUAUGAGCACCAUUGCUUUCUCCACUUCCACGCUUUGCACUAGGCUCAGCAUAUAGUAUGUUCAUUCUAAUACUUAAUUUGGAACAUACUACAUUCUUCCUUUGAUGUGCUGUUUUUUCAUAACCAGGCAUCUCAGUAUCUUUAGAUCAGAAGCAGCAGACUGCCAGUUCUCAGAGAGCUGAGCUCUUUCCUUCUCCAAGCUUCAGUGUUUUCAUUAGGUAGUAUCUUUAAGAGCUGCAGGAAAUGCUAAUUGAGCAGCAUGAAGAAAUAAAGGGUAUUUUUCAGGAAGCUGAACGUGAAAGGGUAUUAGAAAUGGCCUUUAUCCCGGAACAGUCGAUUAUAAACAAAAAUAACUUUCUUUAGGUCGCUGUUCUUUAAUGGAUUCAUUUUAUUCUCAACUGCUGAUUUUGGGCCAUGCUUGAAGUAUUUGCUGCUCUGUAGAUACUGAAAUAUUUAUGAGGGAAAAUUACAAAAGGUUUAAGUGCAAAGGGCGAAGACCUGGUAUAUUCUAGUAUUAAAAGUGGCCAUGAAGAAGGACAGGCCUGGGUAUAAAGCUAUUUCAAAGAGGACAAACUUCUCUGCCCAGACAAUGGGAGAAAUGAGGAUUGUUGUCUACUUUGUAGGAUAGUAGUGAAUGAGUAGAUUGCAGAAUAUGUCUGGGUUGCUUUGCAAAUGCUAGUAUUUUAUUUGGGUCUAUGUUGGCACAAGCAAUAAGCAAGAUUGAAGUUCUUUUAUGUAGAUAUUUAUAAAACACACACACACACACAUGCAGGUUGUCUUAGAAGCUGAUGUUUCCCUAAUAGCAUAGGUCUGGCUGUCAUGAGAGAAGGUAAACUGUAACCUUGGUGCAUUGGAUAGGAGCAAAAUAGGCUGUGAAAUACAUUAUUUUGCAUUUCAUCUAUUAAGAUAUUGCACUAUUCCUUUUCAAAUCAUGUAAGUCCACAUAGUCUUUAAAGUCUAGGUUUAUUAUAGUUCAAGUAUUCCAGGAACUUGGUUAUUAAAGGGGAUACAUUUAUGUUGUGUCAAAAUACAAUGACAUGCUAUGGCUUCUUGUGGCCCUAUACAAGAAUUGAUAUUGAUGUACAUCUUAAUAUGUCUGAGAGAAAUGAGUCAGUUCACAUGAUGUGAGCAGCCACAGGUCUUCCUCAGCCACGUGUAGAUUUAUUUUCUUCAGAUUGAUUGAUGUUGGUAUGAACCAGGCUGUAACUAAAUCGCAAUCACAGUUAUUUCUGUUUCCCUGCUUGAAUAAGCACCAUAGUUGUAGGAUGCCUACAAAGCCUAGAUCAUAUCCAAAUUUCCCCCAAGAUUGAGCUGUGGCAGCCUGAACUUCACUUAUGAUCUGGUUCAGAAACAUUGUAUAGCUGCUGUUGGAGCCUCAACAGAAUUACAAAACUAUUCAGAAAGCAAAAUAGUCUUUUUUAUUUUAAGAUUGAUUCAUGCUUUUAAUCUUCAUAGGUUACAGCAAUUGCUUCAGUUUACCUGCUUUAGACAUUUGCACUUACUUGUUCUGUUUGAAGGAAUGUCUUUGUUUUGCUUUUGUUGUAGCUUUUGAUUGUUUGUUUUAGUGAAUUUCAUGUAGAACAUAAUGGUGUGCUGUCAACUUAAAUACUGACAGAUAAAUAGAAUUGUAUACUGUAGAAGUUUAGCUAUUUAUAAAUCUGACACUCUUCCUCUCCAGUCCUCGGUGUGCUGCUAUAGAGAGUAGCAGAGUCUGCUUGCUGCUAUGAGAGAGGGAAAGAGCGAGCAUCAUAUGCACUGUAUGUAAAAUGACAAAUGGAAUAAUGGCAUGUUCUCAAGUUAACUUGAUACCAACCGUUGUUGUGCGGGGAGUAACACAAUUACUAGAAAGAACGUUGAUACUACAUGACACCAAGAACACUAACAAUGAUUUUAUUUUGAUAUUGUGUAUGGUAUGUAAAGCAAUCUAUGAUGUUGGAAUACUUUAAAGAAAAGCUCAAGCUCCCAUUCAGUAGUUAUUUAUUUAUUAUUCUAAAUAAAUAUUUAUAUAUAGAAUGUUCACUUACCUGCUUUUAAUAAGCCAGUUUUUUUUAAAUGGUUAGCAUUUUCCAGAAUAACUCUAGAAAGAGAGUUGCUUUUCCUUCUCAUUAGGUGAGAAGCCACUUUGAAACUUCCUUUGGUAUUGUUAGUUUAGUUUUGUUCUCUUUUUAAAAUAAGUUUCUUCGAGCAACUCCCAGCCUGAAAAACAAAGGAGUGAAGUGCCUGUGCCUAGCAUAGGAAGGCUGUCAUCUGAAGGACUGUGCAUCUAACAAUACUCACCUUGGCUUUUGACUUUUCCCCCCAAAUCCUAUCCCUAAAUCUUAUGAAAGAAGUCUUUCAAGCCUUAAUGUCAGUUUAUAAAGAAGUCCAGGUAUUUUUUUAAUCAUUUGUCCUGAGUUUAUGGCCAUGUAAGCUGCAUUUAAAUGGCUUCCCUGGGUUGUUUUUGGUGUGCCAAACUCCAAAGAGGUGUUGUGUGCAUCAGCACUGCCUGCAUUUCCUUCUUCUGUAGUUCCCUGCAUCGUGCUGGGAGCCACUUUUGAAGGACUGGGAUCCACUGAAAGGGACCCAAGCUCUGCAGUAUGCAUGCACACUGACUGCAGCUCUUUGGCCCCACUCCAUGUCUUCAUAGCUUAUAGAUUAAAAGACCUGCUUUGCAAGAGGCAUGUAAAUUAUUCAAUGGGAUUCUUUUAAUGCUACCAAAGCCACCAGUGCCAAGUUUUAAUGUAGGUCUCUGGUAAGUAGUACAAACUGGAGUUGGUAUUGGUUGAAUCUUUCAGUUAAUUGCUUUUGUGUUUUUAGUUUGGAAAAGAGAAAAAAGAUUUGAAAUCUUUUGAGGUGUUAGAAUUUUUAAAAUAUAUUUUUGGUCUUAGGUGAAUUUGAAUUUUUUAUGUUUAUAAGUAGAAUAUACCUGCAGCAGACAAACAUACGCAUUGGAAAAUGAUGGUGUCUGUUAAUACUUAUGCUUGUUUUAAAGUUUGACUUUUAAUUAUCAGUUGAAUAUUGGUUGUGUGUUAUUUUAUUUUUUAAAUAUUUUAUUUGCUUUACUAUAAAAUUUUGUUUCAUUUAAAUGGAUGUUGCAUAUAAUGCAGACUCACUAUAACACCAGAAAUAAAACAUUUAUAUACACA